This is a messenger RNA of Linepithema humile (Argentine ant), 1849 nucleotides long. Its product is annotated as IQ domain-containing protein N. NCBI's taxonomy places the organism in Eukaryota, Metazoa, Arthropoda, Insecta, Hymenoptera, Formicidae. Gene Ontology annotation, molecular function: protein binding. Gene Ontology annotation, biological process: protein folding. The record is from RefSeq and is a predicted model, not a curated record.
UCAGAAGUGAAGCAAAGUGUUUUGAAUCGAACCGGAAGAGCAUUUAAUAUCGUUUUUAUUUCCUCGAAAUUCCGUCGUGAUAUCAAGCCUUUGUUGUCUGGAAUUGAUCCUGAAAUAUUAGGAAGAUCAUUGAACUUAUUUCGUCCGGGUCGUUAUUUAUAAAUUAUCGUAAACUAUCUAAUUCGUCGAAGACUGCACCGCAGUCUAUUUCCAUGGUUUAUUUUGCAAAUAAUUCUCUAUGCUUGCAAUUUUCCGAGUUGGUCCCUAAAAUAUCCGCAGGAAUAAGCGAAGUGGUAUCAUUUUUGAAAAAUCUUCGCAGAGAAAGAGGCUGUUCUUACUUUCCCUCUAACGUCGAUAUUUAUAGAUGACUGAAAGUAUCCUGCGGCUUGUCCUAUUUCCGCCGAUGGGAUAGCCAUAAAUAAUCGAGAAAUCCCGUCCACAAGAUCAUUUUGUUUCCGCCUUGAAAUAAACCUUCAAAAAUAAUCUAGAAAAUCUUCAUCUCUCGUGGUUCAACUUCUAGUUAGAAACCGACCACGAAGAAAUUGCCAGGAGAAUUCUCAAGUCGACCUGUUUUCAUUCUCGAGACCGGUCUCUAUAAACAAACGGAAAAACUUCAAAUUGUUACCACUCUUGGAAACGAUCUUUGUAAAUAAACCGAAGGUCUAUUUUCUUUCCCUCCAAAAACGGAUUUUUGUAAGCAAUCGCGGAGAGCGCUGAGUUUCUUCGAGAUCAAUCUUCAAGUUUGUCUGAAGAGCUCGAUCGAAUAUCUUAAUCGGGACACGGAGCUUCGCGUCUCAGAACAUCAUUCAUGUCGCAGAAUCCGAAGGAGGAAAGCAACGCGAUGAAGGCCAACACGGCGGCGACGAAGAUCCAGGCAAACUUCCGCGGGUAUCGCGUGCGCAAGCAGCUGAAGGAGUCCACGCAGCGUCGUCGUCAGCCGCAGCAACAGGACCAGCAGGAUCAUCAGCAGCAGAAUCAUCAUCAGCAGGACCAGUCGCAGACAAAGGAGUCUCUUUUGAAAAGACAGAACACUCAAGAGGCGCUUGAGGAGAAAUCGGCGACAAAGAUUCAGGCGGGCAUUCGUGGUUUCUUGGUGCGGAAGAGGCAGCAAGCUGUUCAGGCCGCGGCGACGAGGAUUCAGGCUGGCUUCCGUGGUUUCAGGACACGAAAGCUGCUGAAGCAGAACGGCCAGUAGACUGUGUUGGUUGGUCUCUUCCUGGCGUCGCGGGAGAGGCGACGCGGGGCAUCGGUGUGUGCAAGAGCAUUUUGCGGGUUCGUUCGUGGCUCGGAGAAAAUCUGAAGAUUUAGACGCGGGAGAGAACAACGAAUCAGUCAAUUACGUUGAUCCACGAUGUCUGAUACAUGUAUAUUUUCGAGACACUCCGUUAAUCGAUGAUAAUUAAAAUGUUGUUUUAUAACAAUCUUUGUACUUUAUCAUUGUUCUUAUUUAAUGCAAUCUUUUCUAUGAUAGCUUUCAUAUGAUUGUAACGAUAACAAAUAAUAUUACGAAGACAGAAGCAAUGAUUGAAGGCGAUACGAUUUUAAAACGUUGGAUAUAUAUAUAUGCGAUAUAGGAGUUAAUUAAAUAAUUAUAUAAUCUUUUCUAAAAUAUCCUCUUGUUAUUUCAUAAUUUUUUUAUGUAACUGAUGCGUCCAUUAUGAUAAUUCAAGUAACACAAAUUGAUGUUGAAGAUAUUUCCGUAUUGUAAUUUCGUGUCUAUGCGAAAUCUUGUUGAUAAAUGAUAUUUGUAUUAUGAACGUAGCAUAUAAUUGUAUAUAAUAUAUAUUUUUUGUUGUUAUAUACUUGCGUUUAAAUUUUAUGAAUAAUAAAUCUUUAAUCUUUAUACCAA